AUGGUGCGGAAACUUAAAUAUCACGAGCAGAAACUGCUAAAAAGCGCCGUCCGCCGCAAACACGAGGACCUCCUACUAGACAAGCUCUACGACAUGGGAGUCUUGUCCACCAAGAGCAAACUCUCCGCCGUCGAGAACGCCGUCACAGUUUCCGCGUUUGCCCGUAGGCGUCUCCCCGUGGUGAUGACUAGGCUACGGAUGGCGGAGACGGUACAAGCGGCGACAAAACUCAUCGAGCAAGGCCACGUCCGCGUAGGUACGGAUACCAUCACCGACCCAGCGUACCUAGUCACCAGAGGCAUGGAAGACUUUGUGACUUGGACCGUCGGCAGCAAGAUCAAGAAGACAAUCAUGAAGUACAGGGACGAGCUCGACGAUUUUGAGCUCCUCCGGCCGGCAAAGCCGAGCGGCGGCAAUCACUACAAGGGCUUCGUCGCCGGCGUCUUCUCCGGCAUCGCCAAGCUAGCCGUCGGCCACCCCUUCGACACCGUCAAGGGCGCCACCCCGCCGCUCGUCGGUUGGAUGUUUAUGGAUUCGGUCAUGCUGGGCUCCUUGACCGUCUACCGCCGCCUCCUGUCCGACACCCUCUUCCAGAACUACCGCCCGCUUGACGCCGGCUCCAAGUCCCGAGCUGGCCAGCAGUCCGCCAACGCGUCCGUCAGUCUGCCGUCCUACGGUCACGGCCUCGCCGGUAUCAUGGCCGGUUGCACCGUGAGCUUCAUUGCCGCCCCCGUCGAGCACAUCAAAGCCCGUCUGCAGGUGCAGUACGCCGCCUCCAAGUCGGACCGCCUCUUCAAGGGACCUCUCGACUGUCUGUCCAAGAUUUAUGGCGCGCAUGGCAUCCGGGGUAUCUACCGGGGCCUCGGGGCCACUCUCUUGUUCCGCGGCUUCUUCUUCUGCUGGUGGGGCAGCUACGACAUCUUUACGCGCCUGUUCCAGAAACACACGGACCUGAGCGCGCCCGCCAUCAACUUUUGGGCUGGCGGGCUCAGCGCCCAAGUCUUUUGGAUUACAAGCUACCCAUCUGACGUCGUGAAGCAGCGUAUCAUGACCGACCCACUUGGUGGUGCGCUGAAUGACGGGACAAGACAGUUCCCGAGGUGGGCUGAUGCCGCAAAGGCCGUGUAUAGAGAGAGUGGUGCAAUGGGAUAUUGGAGGGGUUUCUUGCCUUGCUUCCUGAGGGCGUUUCCGGCAAAUGCCAUGGCCUUGGUCGCGUUUGAGGGUGUGAUGAGGCUACUCCCAAACUAA
This is a messenger RNA of Parascedosporium putredinis, 1248 nucleotides long. NCBI's taxonomy places the organism in Eukaryota, Fungi, Ascomycota, Sordariomycetes, Microascales, Microascaceae. The record is from the annotation of a GenBank genome assembly.